AUGUCACAACGUUCAUAUCCCAGUGGCUCAUUGAAAAGAAAAAAAGCAGCUCGUCAGAAGGAAUUCAUUGACAAAUUACCAAAAUUAACCUCAUUUUUUGUACCUGAAAACGAACCUAACCUCCCUCCUUCAUUGGAUCACAGUUCUCCAGACGAGCAGGAAAAAAAUACAGGAACAUUAAUUGUAUUACCCAAUCCUGAAAUAGACCAUACCCAAUCCUCACUUAAAAAUAUGUCACACAAUCCCGGCGAUUGGGCUGCUGCAUUUACAGAAGAAAUCCGUUUAUUUUGGAUCAAAAAAGGACCUGAGUUUUUCCAAAAUAAAGAUAAUGAUUUUUUAGAGACUGCUUGGAGUUAUAAAGAAGCAAAUGAUAAAGUAAAAAUAAGACACUUGAAUAAGUCCGCUUUCGUCCGCACCCUACAGAAUGGCGAGAAAGUUAACAGAAAAUGGCUCCUGUAUUCUCCUUUGAAAAAUUUAGCGCAUAGGGAAUCUAUGACGACUUACAUCAUAAGAAGCAAAACUGUCGGUACAGUAGAUAGUGACUUGCGUUCUCAAUAUAACAUAGAGAUUGGCUAUUGGAAGGCUGUCUUAAAAAGGAUCGUUAGUGUUAUCAAAUUUUUGGCUUUAAGAGGUUUUGCAUUUCGUGGUGAUAAUCAAACCAUUGGAUCACAAAGCAAUGGAAAUUAUUUGGGAUGUCUAGAAUUAUUGAGUCAAUUCGAUCCCUUUCUUUCAGAACAUAUUAAAAAAUAUGGAAAUGCGGGGAUAGGAAAUCCUUCAUAUUUAUCAGCUAAUAUUUGCAAUGAAUUUAUCAAUGCUAUGGGAAAACAAGUUCUACAUAAAAUUUUAGCUGAGUUAAAAACUGCAAAAUAUUACUCAAUUAGUGUCGAUUCUACUCCUGACUAUUCCCAUAUAGAUCAGAUGACUUUUAUCGUUCGAUAUAUAAAAGACGGAACACCAGUUGAAAGGUUUUUAGCGUUUAUACAUAUUAAAGAGCACAAAGCAGAAUAUUUAUCAGAAACAGUUCAGACGUUUUUGGAUAAGUACGGAGUUUCUUUAAAGGAUUGUCGUGGACAAAGUUACGAUAAUGCGUCGAAUAUGACAGGACAGUAUUUAGGUCUACAAGCAAGAAUUAAAGAGAAAUGUGAAUUUGCCAUUUUCGUACCCUGUGCGGGACAUUCCUUGAAUCUGGUAGGCGUUCAUGCUGCGGGAUGGUCCGCUCGUGUUGACGCAGUUAGCGCCUUACAGAAAGGUUACAAACAAAUUUUGGAAGCCUUGAUAAUAAUUGCUCAAGAUACGAAUCAACCUGGAGAGACCAGAUAUGAAGCUCACAGUUUAUCUAAAAAAAUGAAUAAACUAGAAAUUGUUAUUUUAACAGAGAUGUGGAGCAGUAUAUUAUCAAGAAUCAACAAGACAAAUAUUGCCCUUCAAAAAAAGGACCUAACAUUGGAUAUUGCGACGAAGUUGUUGACUUCUCUCGUUGAUUUUUUUGAUAACGUGAGGAAUGAAUUUGACCAGUACGAAUUUACCGCUAAAGAGAAAUUCCCAGAUGCUGACUACAAAGAUGUAUCGCAACGUGCAAGAACUCGAAGCUCUCGUAUUACUUUCUUUGAUGGACCAACAGAGAAUGUGAGUCUUACUGAUAUUGAUGCUAGUACGUUAAGAAGCGAAGUUCUAGAUGAAUUGACAGAAAAGAGCAACCAGCAGG
Trachymyrmex cornetzi is the source of this 1705-nucleotide messenger RNA. RefSeq lists its product as uncharacterized. NCBI's taxonomy places the organism in Eukaryota, Metazoa, Arthropoda, Insecta, Hymenoptera, Formicidae. The annotation marks the transcript as partial. The transcript is spliced from 5 exons. The record is from RefSeq and is a predicted model, not a curated record.